AUGACGGUAGCCAGCGAUACCUCCGCCACUGACGGACCACGAAAGUCGCUCAUCCUCAACGCGUUCGUUGAGAUGUGCAGCGGUCACCAGUCUCCAGGGCUAUGGCGCCACCCAGAAGACGAAUCGCACAGAUUUAACGACGUAGACCACUGGAUCGAGCUUGCACAGCUGUUGGAAUCAGCCAAGUUUCAUGGUAUUUUCAUCGCGGACGUCCUAGGCGGUUACGACGUGUACAAAGGACCUCGAAACCUCGCUCCAGCGAUUGUUUCUGGAGCGCAAUGGCCUGUAAAUGAACCGUUGGCCGUGGUGUCGGCAAUGGCAGCUGCGACGAGAAAUAUCGGAUUUGGCGUGACAGUGACGACGACAUACGAGCAGCCAUAUCAUUUGGCUCGCCGGCUAUCGACGGUUGAUCAUUUGUCCAAGGGACGAUUGGGAUGGAAUGUUGUCACAGGAUAUCUGGACUCAGCAGCUCGGAACUUAGGCCAUGCCCAGCAACCCCAGCACGACGACCGAUAUGCUGUUGCGGAAGAAUACGUGAGAGUAACCUACAAAAUCUGGGAGUCGUCCUGGCGCGAUGAUGCUGUCGUCCUCGAUCGUGAACGCGGAAUCUACACCGAUCCCAGCCGGGUCCGACAAAUCAACCACGAGGGCAAAUACUUCAACGUCCCCGGUCCACAUCUGUGCCAGCCGAGUCCGCAGCGAACGCCCGUCAUCCUUCAAGCUGGCACCUCCAAGGCAGGAAAGACGUUUGCCGCACAACAUGCGGAGGCGAUCUUUGUGGCCGGACACAGUCCUGCAGUGGUUGCGAAGAAUAUCGCAGAGAUACGUGCGAUGGCGCAGGCAGACUUCGGACGCGAUCCCAAGAGCAUCAAGUUCCUAGCACUUUUGUGCCCGGUUUUAGGCCGUACAGAGGAAGAGGCACGGGAGAAAUUCCAGUACUAUCGCAGCCUAGGCUCGAUCGAUGGCGCACUGGCGCUCUUUGGCGGAUGGACGGGAAUCAACCUGGACACGUACGGUGAUGACGAAGAGCUUCGGCAUGUCGAGAGUAAUGCAAUUCGCUCGGCAGUCGAGGGCUGGUCCAAAUCAACACCUGAAGUCGCGAAAUGGACCAAGUCAACGGUUGGCCAACAUAUCACAGUCGGAGGCCUGGGUGCCACGCCAGUGGGAACACCGGCCCAAGUAGCGGAUGAGAUGGAGCGCUGGGUGAGGGAAGCCGAUGUCGACGGUUUCAACCUGGCCUACGCGAUUAAACCAGGAUCUUUCAAGGACAUUAUCAACUUGUUGCUCCCCGAACUUCGCCGACGCGGACUGUUCUGGGAGGAUUAUGCUGUCGAAAGGGGAACCUAUCGGGAGAAUCUGUAUGGCAAGCCAGGGCAGACAGGUCCCCCGGAGGAUCACCCUGCGGCCAGGUACCGCUGGCGCGCGGGGGUAGAUGCUGCAGAUCAUAAGAUUCCCGAAAACUAG
Aspergillus pseudoviridinutans is the source of this 1464-nucleotide messenger RNA. Its product is annotated as LLM class flavin-dependent oxidoreductase. The record is from RefSeq and is a predicted model, not a curated record. Bases 1 to 1464 code for a protein of 487 amino acids. Lineage: Eukaryota; Fungi; Ascomycota; Eurotiomycetes; Eurotiales; Aspergillaceae. Gene Ontology annotation, molecular function: oxidoreductase activity, acting on paired donors, with incorporation or reduction of molecular oxygen; monooxygenase activity. The transcript has 7 exons.